AUGGAGGAAAGAGGGACUCUGUACAUUUUCGACUUAGAAUUUGUUUUACUUCAAAAUUCCUCUGUUUUUCUUCUUCUUAGAUUUGUUAUGGGGUCUGAGUUCAAAGAGACUUUCAAGAAGAAAAAUCCACUCAACAAAUUCAUUGAUGUGGUCCUGAUUAUCUUUGGAAGACAGUUCCUUACCGCACCAUUGUUCAAAGGUGUGAAUUGUUUUAUCAUAUGUUUCAUCAUAUUAUUUUUACACGGACACGAUGAUAAUGAGAUAGUUACUUUGGUUAUGCGUUCGAUUAGGAUCAGGAGCCUUGCCACUUUGGUUAGGCAUUUGGAUUUUGAAGGUAGAGAGAGGUAA
Molecule: messenger RNA, 348 nt
Organism: Lathyrus sativus (Indian pea)
Lineage: Eukaryota; Viridiplantae; Streptophyta; Magnoliopsida; Fabales; Fabaceae
Source: the annotation of a GenBank genome assembly